Mesorhabditis spiculigera is the source of this 405-nucleotide messenger RNA. NCBI's taxonomy places the organism in Eukaryota, Metazoa, Nematoda, Chromadorea, Rhabditida, Rhabditidae. The record is from the annotation of a GenBank genome assembly.
AUGUGGCUCCACCUUGGAGCCGCUCUUGACGACAUUCGGCAAGAAUCUGGACGAAGCCGACAAGCUCGCCCAUCCCAAGAAGAAGGGAAAGAAGGGCUGCCAACGAGCUUCAGGCCAAGGCUCAAGAGCUGCUGGCUGGAUGCCCAGAAACAACUGGACGACCAGAUGGCCGCCGAUGAGAAGGUAGCUCGAGUCGAAGCCAAGCUUUUCGAGAUUCGGGGCGACCCCAGAUACCAUGGUCGCUUUGCAACGCGCCGACGCGAGCCACCGCAGGACGAUCAAGACGAACUGCAGAAGUGCGAACAGGUUGCCGAUUGUGAUAUUGGUCGGCUGGAGGCGAAGCUGCUCGAGAUCAACCAAUCUCUCGCCAGCGACGACCUCAGCCCCGAGCAACGCAAGGAGCUC